Messenger RNA from Paramecium octaurelia, 320 nucleotides. The record is from the annotation of a GenBank genome assembly. NCBI's taxonomy places the organism in Eukaryota, Ciliophora, Oligohymenophorea, Peniculida, Parameciidae.
UAUGGUUGAAUAUUAUCGAAAAUUAAUGAACCAUCGCAGCAGGAAUCUCAUUAGCAUAAACCUUUCAUUCAAAAGUUUGAUCAGUGUUCAAUUAUAUACAAGUUUAUGUAAGCAGUAUCUUUUUAUUGACCUGAAGAGGCAAUUAAAAAUCCACAAGUAAGUAACAACAUUAACACUUUGAAAAUUAGCUAGCUCUUUAGGUUUUUGUCAUCAUUUGUAUUACAUACAAUCUGUGGACACAUAAAAUAUUAUUUUAUUGGUGCUUCAUGAUCUAUUAAUACACUUAAGGCUUUUUAAUUUGGGAAGUUUGGCAUUAAAGC